UUAUCUAUUAAAAGUUUAAAUUACUUGGACUUUUACUUUCUAGCUUUGCAAUUUUUAGGAAAAUCGAUAGCAAGAUCUGUUUUUCUUUUAAAUGGACAAUUGGCCCGUGGGAAUGGUCCAAAGAAAAAACCAAAUAACGAAAAAAGAAAGAAACGCAUGCAGAAGGCCUUUGUUGAAAUAGGAAAAUUUUCGUCAAGCUGAAACUUGGUGACGCUUGAAAUUGUAAUGGUUGCUGCACUUUCUAGUUACAAUUUGCUCAGAUCAUUCUGAUAUAACCUCAGAUUACCGUUAUUAAAAACUGAGUUCGAUGUAGGGUUUAUUAAAACUGAGCUGUUAAAUUGCGACAUAAUCAACGUUGGGUUUUCUCGUGGGUAAGUGCAACUUGAAGUAGACUAAACUGCUGUCAGCACAGUGAACAGAUUGCAGAUUGCGCCAUAGGCUAUGCCGCCAUUGCGGCUUGGAUAAACUAAAGUAUUUUAGUACAGCCACAUUUCAGUGGCAUUAGCCAUUGUUGCCUUUCUUUUAGUUGUCUGCCACACGUGUUAUGUUUGGGAAACGUUGCCCCAUUACUCCCAUACUGCGUUCUUAAAGUUUUCAUUGUAUGCCAGUUUGAGGAUUAUCAAAAUAAACAAAUCAGCUUAUUUUUCGGCACUUCAUCGUCCGUUCUGGGAUUAGGUAAAAUAUGGGCCCUCAAAGGAAGAGAUUGCUCCUGUCAAAAAAUCUUCUUGAAAUGAAGUUUAUGAAAAGAACCAAAGAGAAAACAGAAAAAGAACUUGAAGAUGAAGAAAGACAAGCAACUUUUGCCAAUGAAAUCACUUCAGCUAUGUUGUCUCACGGGAGUAAAUUUCUGAUGGAGUCUAGUUAUGCUGCAUGUGAAAAACUAACAUUUGGGAGGAUGAGCUUCAAAGGGGCCAAUCCAGAAAUUGAAAAGAUAAUGAGAAGGUUUAUAUCACCACAACCACCCAAAGAAGAUUCUUUAUUGCAGAAUGAAAAAUAUGCUGAUGUGACAGCUACUGAGGUUGCACAAACCCUUUCACUCACAAAGACAAUUUCGAGGAAAUUUUCUAAACAAUCUCUCAAGAGAGGAUUCAAAAGACCGGCUGAAGAUUAAUGAGAAAUAAAUGUAAAGAAAAAUGUUGAUACAUGUAUUUCAAUUUUGAAUGAAA
Molecule: messenger RNA, 1166 nt
Organism: Daphnia carinata
Lineage: Eukaryota; Metazoa; Arthropoda; Branchiopoda; Diplostraca; Daphniidae
Gene: Mpp6
Product: M-phase phosphoprotein 6-like
Exons: 3
Coding region: 683-1111 (142 amino acids)
Biological process (GO): maturation of 5.8S rRNA
Source: RefSeq, a predicted model, not a curated record